Molecule: messenger RNA, 513 nt
Organism: Rotaria socialis
Lineage: Eukaryota; Metazoa; Rotifera; Eurotatoria; Philodinida; Philodinidae
Source: the annotation of a GenBank genome assembly
AUGCCAAUUACGGCUACACAAGCGUGGAAAGAGUUGACUAGAUUGCGAUUGUUGGGUCCAAAUGGCCAAUCACCGGGCAUCUUCAUUGUUGAUGAAUCUCCUUUCAAAGAGGAAGAUGAUGAAGAAGCCACUGCUAGCUGUGGAUACGAUUUCAUCGCCGGACGGAUAUUGCCGACUGCUGAUAUCUACAAAGAAGGUGCUUACCGGCUUGAAAUGAAAUUCUCCAGUGACUACCCAUUCAAGCCGCCAGAGGUGCACUUCACUACGCCAAUCUACCACUUGAAUGUUGAUAAAGAUGGAUUGGUAUGUAUACCUAUUCUGCAAGCGACUAACAACUGGAAGCCGAGUACAAUUUUGGCGGAUGUUGUUAAAGCCAUCGUGGAUAUUAUUGACCACCCCAAAAUCGACUAUGCAAUGAAUCCGGAAAUACAUAAAGAAUAUUCGGAAAAGCGAGAUGAAUACGAGCGCAAGGCAAAACAAAUGGUGAGAGAAAAAGCAUUGCCUCGAACAUAA